Aspergillus japonicus CBS 114.51 is the source of this 2272-nucleotide messenger RNA. RefSeq lists its product as uncharacterized. The transcript has a single exon. The record is from RefSeq and is a predicted model, not a curated record. Bases 340 to 2073 code for a protein of 577 amino acids. NCBI's taxonomy places the organism in Eukaryota, Fungi, Ascomycota, Eurotiomycetes, Eurotiales, Aspergillaceae.
CGCUCUUUGCCGUCUGGUGCCAUUCCAUCAAGGCGCGUCGACUUGCAUUUUCUUCCUGUAUUUCGCAGGUAAGCUGGCGUUGAGGCGGUCGCUCGCAGCAUUUGGCUGAUUGUUACGAAAGCUCCUAUCGGUCUUUGAUCCUGGAAGGUGUGGACUAUCCUUACCGUUCGUUGCCCCUCGAUCAUCCAGUCUUGGUCUGUCUGUGCGUCUCGUCAUUGCCGAAGCCUCUUAAUCCUUUAAUACGCCAAGGCUACUCUGCGUUGCUGAUUCACCAGCACACCCUUUUCUUCGUCUUUUGCACAUAUAUUAUUGUACACUUCAUCAUCUACAAUCACGAGUAUGGACGCUGGCGGUCUUGCUCAAAUGAGCUACAACUCUUCUUUCAAUAAUGGCGGUUCCCUCGGGGUUCCUGGGGCCAGCUUCGGCUCUCGGCGGAAGGGUUCCCAUAUCAAGCGACUGAGCGUACCCCCGCCGCACAUCGCGACCAUUGAUGAAUCUCAGCCUUCUGCACCCGUCCCGACGCCACGCACUAGCCGUUCUCAUCUAUUGGCGGGACUGAGGACCGCACCGAAGUCCGCGACCGUGCCGUCUGCAGUUCAACGCCAGCAGCACCUGGGUUACGAAGGCGACCGGUAUGGCAAUCCUUCGAACCGAGCUACGGAGCGUGUCCCUCAAACCGCCAUGGGAACCGGUUUCCCACGCCACUCACUAGCCACAAAUCAGAAUGUGGACAUGAACACGGGUCGUCCUAUGUAUACUUUGCCGGAGCAGGUGCUCGCACCUCCGGCUAUCGACAUCGCUGGCGAUAUGCCAAUGGACGAUAACCUGUAUGCGGAAUUGAUGUCGACCAACCUCUUUCUUGCGGCUCAGCAACAGCGCCUGCAGCAGCAAUUGAUCAGUGUGACUGCAGCAGCCCAGCAGUUCCAGGGCAUGACCUUGGGUGGACCUAUGGCUCAGCAGCAACAGGAAUACCCUGCGCUUUCGGUUCCCAGCAUGGGCUUCUACCAGCAACAGCUUCAGCAGGGUGUGCAGCCGAUCGUGCAGCCGGUGCCAGGUCAGCCCGGUCUCUUCUCGGUCUACAACCCUCUGACCGGCCAGCAAAACUUCAUCUAUGACAACACCUUCCAGCAGGAAAGCUCCACUACCCCCUACCACGAGGAGGAGCCUUCGUUCCCAUCCGUGCAAGUGCCCACGUUCAGAGCCGAGGUUUCUCCCCCCGAGUCCCACCAGUCCCCUGUCAGCAUUGGUGAGCCCGUGUCUCCUCCACGGUCGAGCCCGUCGCCGCCUCAGGACGUCGCUCCUCUGCCCCCGCCUUCAAUCAACGCAUUCCGUCGGGGACACAAGAAGAGCUCUUCUUUCAGCCCUGCACUGAAACUGCCCAUCGACACCAUCAAAGCCAACAGCCAGAUCGUGGCGCCUGGUCCUAAGACUGCUGCCUUGCCUCAGACCCCUGCAACAGGAACUUUUGGCCCUGGCCAAGCUCGUGCGGGUGAGCAUCCCACUCGUCAGCCUCGCGGCCCUCCUUCCCUGGAAGAGCUGGUUGCGAAGCCCACCUCCAAGUUCGAAGGCAGCAAGAACUUUGCCACGCGUCAGCGACGUCGGGCCGUCCACAACUUGGUGCGCGCCGGCAUCGAGCGCCGCGGUGACACUCGGAGCUUCGGUUGCCAUAGCAGUGGUGGCACGAACACCCCCGCCAGUGAGAAGGAGUUCACGUUCUCCGAUGGAGAUGAUGCCACUGUGCGUAGUGGCAGUCUUUCCAGCAAGCCCAGCUUGGGCAGCCUCCGCGCAGCUGCCAAUGGUGCAAUUGGUUCCGAGAGGAAAGAAAGGUCUUCUCGUGAGCGCAGAUCGCAGGAUAGCCCCUACAACACGACCCCUAUCAGUGAGGAUGGUGGGUUCUUUGGAGGAAAGUUUGCGGACGUUCGAGCGGAUCAGGGCUCUCCUCGAACAGGCUCCCCAUCGGUUGCUGCUGUCGUCGCUGGCCAGAAGACGGUAGCUCAGGGUCAGGAACGGCGCAAGACCCCUAUGCUUGUGCUGUCCAGCGCUGAGAAGCGUAAGACCCCCACCAUCAUGUAAUGUGAACGCCGUACAUAAUGUGACUUGAAACGCGCUACGGGAUGUGCCAAGCUUGGAUGAUUUCUUUAUUUCUUACUUCUGGGGUGUUUUUGAAGCAUGUUGAUUCUAUUAUUUCCUGGUUCCGAAGACAAGAUGCUUAAUUUUGUGAUGUCAACGCAUGGCAGACCUGGUCCGGAGUGAUCUUCUGUCUAUGUUCCUU